CAAAGUUCAGGAUAUAUGCGCGCCUUUCCUCAGCGUGGGUGAAGAUCACUUUCCAGGGGUUGCGAUCAGGCAGAUCUUCCUCCUUGAGCCGAAAUUUUAGGGCUGAAAUAUUGAAACUGCUUCCUUGAUACUAGUAGAGCUCAAUAUUGAAACUAAUUUCUUGAUACUAGAAUGCUGACUCUUUCUUGAAAACACAGACCGACAGACAGGAAGAAAGCAUUUGCAUUUUGGGAAUUAAUUUUUUCGAAGGAAAGGACAAAAAUGUACAUGUGGGAAUCUUUCUUACGCACUAAAAAUUCUCAUACAUUCAAACGUUUUUCUAGAAGUAGCAGCAGUCGAAUUAGCUUGAUAGUUAUUGUUAUCCCUUCAUCUCUUUUCCUGUCAAUCUGAUUGAUUCGUAUCAAAGAACAUCAUAUGGUAGGAUCAGUAAAUCGUAGACUGGAUGAUUAUGGAUGGAAGAUUUUCAUUUCCGAUAUUUUCGAACUAACUAUCAGCAGUAUUAUUACUCGAAUGAAUCAGUAGCACUGUUAGCAUUAGCAUCCAUGUAAGCACAAUAUUUUUCGUAAUCAAAAUGAAUGAAGUUGAAAAAAUGACGUCGCAUUGUAAAAAUUGUUCUCACGGACCGCGAGGACGAUCACGCUUAUCGUCGUCAAUCGCAGUGAUCACGCGUCGAAGUGCUUACAACAACUUACAAAGACAGUUGCUUGUGGCAUUUUGGCUGUCCUUUCAUGCGGUCUCCUGUGCUUCCCUGAGUCUUCGCGUCAAGAGUUUCCAUGUUGUAGCAGAUGCGGGCGAGGCGGCUUCUACAGUAAUAUCAAGUGUGGGCGGUCGAGGUGAAGCUGGUGCGGCUCGAGCAGUCGGAGACCUAGAUUUCCCCAAGGGAACUGCGGCUUCAUCGGGUAAAGCAAGUUCGCUUCCAGCAGACGGUGGACCGGAGGGAGUCGGAGCCAGCAGUGCAGGAACUACAAAAAGCAGGUUCGGUCGCUUCGCAUGGAUCACGGGUUCCCUGUCUAGUGCCUCUAGCUCAUCGUCUUCCUGCUCCGCGGCACAGCUUAGGAGAGGUCCCGCUACGCUUCGUGAUAUUAAGGGUUUCAUCCACAUCGCAUCCUGCACGAACAUCCCGGAAUCUUUUCCCAGUAAGAAAGAAAUCAGGGUUGUUCUGAAGAAUGCAAUGUCGCAGCCUCUAAUAAGAAGCUUUCUGCGCCCCGUCAGUUCCUCUGCCCUGCAAAGAAGUCACCUGCGGGAGGAAGCGAGGCUGUAGAAGACGAAGAAGAAGAGGUCUUAGCCACGCGACUGGAGGAAGUGUUGGGCUAUUCCUCGUCAAAGAGACGAGGAAAACUCCCUCUAGCACGGAACGACUCACGCAAGGGGACUUCUGUGGGGAGUAGAGGGGGUUGUGGUCCCCAGCCUGAAGAUUCUCAAUCCUCCAGCAACGAGUCUUCACCUGGGAGUAGUGAAGAGGAAGAUGUAGGUGCUGAGAGUGCGACGUCCGAAGUUAUGGGGCUACAAGAGCAUUUCUAACAGGUUUCAAUAAUAGAAUCAAUACAUACUCAUUCUAAGAUGUUCAAUAAUAUUGUUCCGAGGUUAGCAUUCAAAACCUAGCCUAACCUUGUUUAUGAUGCUUUCCUCCAAAUACAAUUUUAGGACACUGCCCCUCAUUCUUGGCAUCUAAAUCUCAUACUCAUUCUAAUGUACUUAGCCUAGACAUUCUAUUUUAUCCAGUCUAUUCUAUUCUCUUCUAUCUCCUUCGGAGUCGGAGACUUCUAUCCUAUUUUAUCCCCAUUUUAUCCCACUGUUCUAAAAAUCAUGACGUUCGGAAAACGGCUCUGCCCCAACAGUCCUGCGCCGUGGAGAGCAGCCUGCGCCAGGGAGGCAGCUCUUGCCGCGUUGAGAGCAGCCUGCGACAAAUACUUCGCAACUCGACGAGAAGAACUGAGCAGAACAAGACUGAGGAGAACAAGACUCAGAAGAAGUUGUUGGUUUCACUGUAG
Molecule: messenger RNA, 1991 nt
Organism: Amoebophrya sp. A25
Lineage: Eukaryota; Dinophyceae; Syndiniales; Amoebophryaceae
Source: the annotation of a GenBank genome assembly